This is a messenger RNA of Trematomus bernacchii (emerald rockcod), 5041 nucleotides long. RefSeq names its product beta-1,4-galactosyltransferase 3-like. Gene Ontology annotation, molecular function: glycosyltransferase activity. Gene Ontology annotation, biological process: carbohydrate metabolic process. Lineage: Eukaryota; Metazoa; Chordata; Actinopteri; Perciformes; Nototheniidae. The coding region runs from base 1212 to 2426 and encodes 404 amino acids. The record is from RefSeq and is a predicted model, not a curated record. The transcript is spliced from 7 exons.
GGUUUCCAGUGAAGGGGAGGAGGGGGAAAGGCUGUGCGACACUCGGCGCAUUCGCUCUGUUGGACUACCGCACGUUACAGCGACCACACAGCAUCAACUUCAAAACAUAUCGAAAACGGAGGAGGGAGGGUACUGUCGGGAAUAUAAACGGUUUACAAGCUACUUCACCAGCCAAGGGAUAUAAAGCAGUCCAUCAGAUCUGUGCUGGAGUGAAGGUCCAGUUGGUGUCCAUACAGUGCGCCAUACAGUGAGCUGCGUGGCUGCCGGCCCAGUGGGCUGCCAGAGGAGUCUCAGAGCUGUGGAUUGCAUCAUUAUACGACAAAAGCAAUUGGAAUCAGAGCUCUCCCUCCCUCCUCUUCCUCUAUCUCCUCUUCUUUUUCUCUCGGCCUGACUCUCCCCAUACACAAACCUUCUGACCACUCCUCCCACACUGGGUAUGGUCCACUCCCCCCCGACUCCCCAGCCAGUCAGGCAGUGAGUCGAUGGAAGCUGUGUAAUCCUCUGUAAAGUAUAGGGCCUAUACGGCUGCAUAUGCUCCCUUUUGUCAUGGCGACUGUUGUUGUUGCAGAGGCCUCCCUCAGGAGAGCACAUGAGGGAGAACAGAAGGCAGCAUAAAGCCCACAAAGGGAGGAAGAGAGAGCGAUAGACACUGACGCCGCUAUUUAUUUGACCAUAGGAGAGUGAGCUCCACAGGGCAGUGGAUGGCAUUCAUUGGGGGUGAAACUACAUGAUGUGGGACUGGCAUUACCACCCCACGCCAAUCACAAAUUGGACCAACAGUCAUUUUUGGAGAUAUUUGCCACAUAGUGUGCUGCAGCAAGGGAUGCAGUGAAACGGAGACAAAAAGACAAGACGGUUUUUUUCUUGAAUUACAAUACUUUUCUAUUUUUCCUCCCCUUGGUGGUCUUUUUCAAUUUCAGCCUACCAAAAGUGCCUUUUUUGUCAACUUUUUACUCAUCUUCCCCUAUAUUCAUAUUCCUAAUUACCACAGAUUACCGUAUGUUAUUUAGCAUACAGUAACGGUCACAUUCAAUGGUUGUUGCCAUAUUUUGGGUACCUAUUUUAUGUAGUGUGGGCCACAGCACCAACCUCCAUCAAAUACACAGACGACAAUCAUCACUUUUCCAAGUAGUGUCUCUGCUUGGGGAGAGCCUAUUUAGUGACUUUUUGCACUGUCUUCUCCCAACCCUUGUUGCUUUGACAACAUCAACAUGAUCAGUAUCCAGUCCAAAUGGCGCUACCUUUUCAUGUUUCUGGGCAUCCAGCUGGUGGUCAUGGCGCUGCUGUCCCGAGAGGGAUACCAGAAGAGGGUCUCCUACUUCAUCCGCAUCUUCCGCAAGCCCGACACCACUGGUUUAUCAGGCCGCAACCAAACAACAGUGGGCAUACCUGGAGGGGAUGUAUAUGCCAACCUCUCAACACUUUUCAAAACUCAUGUCAAUGAAGAUCACAUGCCCUUGUGCCCUAAGACGUCCCCUCUUAUAGGUGGGCCGAUUCACGUCAAAUUCCCAUCGGGGCUGACUCUAGCAGAGGUGCAGAGGAAGAAUCCACUGGUGAUGCGCGGAGGACGCUACCGGCCGCCUGACUGUGAGGCGAGACACCGAACGGCCAUCAUCAUUCCCCACAGACACAGAGAACACCACCUCAAGUUCCUUCUAUACUACCUGCAUCCUUUUCUGCAGCGACAACAGCUCAACUACAGAAUUUACAUCAUUCACCAGGCUGGAACAUACACUUUCAACAGGGCCAAGCUGAUGAAUGUGGGUUUCCGAGAAGCCAUGAGGGAGGAGGACUGGGACUGCCUCUUCUUCCAUGAUGUGGACCUCAUCCCGGAGGACGAUCGCAACACGUACGUCUGCGACUCCAACCCCAAGCAUGUGGCCAUCGCCAUGGACAAGUUCGGCUACAAGCUUCCGUACAAGAUGUACUUUGGAGGAGUGUCCGCUCUGACGCCACUGCACUACCUCAAGAUUAAUGGCUUUCCCAACAACUACUGGGGCUGGGGUGGAGAGGACGACGAUAUUGGACUCAGAGUGUCUCUGGGGGGGAUGUACAUCAGUCGACCGUCAGUGAAGGUCGGCCGUUACAAGAUGAUUAAACACAAGCUGGACAAAGGCAAUGAUGUGAACCCAAAGAGGUUCAACAUGCUGGCCAAAACACGUCAGACCUGGAAGUCGGAUGGGAUGAACACAGCUGAAUACGAGCUGAUCUCACGGGAAUACAUGCCCCUCUACACCAACAUCACUGUUAACAUCGGCACUGAGGCCGGUCUACAUCCCCCUCCACCUCCACAUCCUCCAGAAAAAGCUGCUGAAAAACAUCCAGAGAAAAAAGCACCUGCCGAAGUCCCAGUCAACGUCCCAGCCAAAAUUACAGAAGGCUACACUAACAAAAAGCCAACACAAAAGACUUCUAAUCAUGUAUAACGCUGCCAUGACUUCAAUGGGAUAAUCCUAUUGGUCGAGCUGUAGGAUGCUGUUUUUUCUCCUCAAUCACCUGGAGCUGUUUUCACUUUUUGGUCCGUUUUUGGUGGCAGUUCUUUGUGGACAGUGGGCCACUGAUUUGGGUGAUUUAAAAAUGGUGAUUUUCUUUUUUUGAAAAUGAAAACAAUUGACCUGAAUUUGUCAACCCUUAGAUGACGGCUCUCCACCUUGGCUCCUGUUCUAUCACUGACUCUUCUUCCAAUGGGAGCCACAGUGAAGGGUAAACGUUGGACUCUGUGAGUUUAUAUAUCUACAGCGCUGUGGUCGCUGGCUAAACCUUGUGAUGCCUUAGAAGCUUGUUUUGUUUUCCUUCUCUUCACUCGUACCUUACAUUAUUCCGAAUAUUGGGUUUAAUAGAGCAGUAGCUGUAAUUUCCAGCAGUCGCACUCGUUUUGUUUGUCCAAAUGCCAAUGAGUACAUGACUGAAGGAGACAGAUUCUUGUUUCUAGUUGAGUGUGUGUGUGAAGCUGCUACAAUGAGUGAUGAAUGAAGGAACUUGAAAAUGUUGUUUGUUACUGCUUCUGACUGAACGCUGCACGCACGCCACCUGUCUGCAAAUACCUGGGGUCUGGUUUAGAAAGACCUUUAUCCGUUUGGUUUCUGCGUCAGGUGGACUAAAUCCUUCAAAUGUUUUCAAAGUUACAGAUGCUGUACAUUUAAUGUCAUUUUCAGUGGAAAUGCUAACGAGAAUAAGAGUUCAUUUUACGUCUUGGUUCUGUAAACCAAGGCCAAGGUACAGUUCUAUGUAAAGAUAGUGCAUUCAAUUCAGCCUUUCACAUUUCAGCAUAUGGGAUAUCUACAUUUGAUUUUUUGUUAUUGUGUGCAUUCACCUUUAUCCAAUAGAGCACCUCUUUGUGACGGUGAUCAGUCCUCUGCCUUCAGAUGAGCUUGAGAUUCACAUCAAAAUGGAGUCUGUCUUGCUUUAAGAAAAUGUUUAUUUAUCAUUUGAUCAUGUGCAGUGUACUUUACAUCUCCUUAUGUAGAUGUUUCCCCCUAAGAGUGCUGGCUUACUCCCACAACACUUUAUAUGCAGUCAAAUGUUAUAAUGUAUCUUUUGCCCACUUCCUUUCCUUAAUCUAUACAUAUCAUGGAGAAAUGCACUCAAAAAAGUAAAAAUAUAUAUAUAUAAUUUACCUCAGUUCUAUUGAAGGAAUAUUAUGAUCUUGUUUGUGUUUUGAGAGAAUUCUGUGACUUCUUGUUAGGAUAUGAUUCAUUAAAACCGCCACAGAAUAGUGUCUAAAUGGCACUCAAUGAAACUGUGUUAAAAUUAAGCAGAUUAUAUCAUUUCACGGUUUCUUAGCAAUAUUGCUAUAGUCUCACCACAAUGUUUAUUUUUCUUUUCUGUUCUCCCCUUUCAAACACACAGAAACUAUUUGUCCCCGUGUAAUUUUCAAGUUUCUCCAUAAUCUUACUCUGGAAGCCUUCACAUCGAAACAUCUGCCAUUUCCUUUCCACUUGUGCCCGUAUACUGCAUGUCUGCUCCUCCUUCGCUUCUCUCCACUCUGACAGAUUUGAUUGUAAACAUGCGAAAAAAGAAACAGUCCCCUCUUCCACUGAGAGUGGCUGUACUGGCAGGUGAACAGGCUGAAACCAAAGAUGACUGCAUGGAAAGCUGUGUCGAGGGAUAAAACAUUGUGUGUGUGUAUACUUUGUUGUGAAUGAUUUCCGUACUACUCUUAUGUACAUACCUUUCAUCUCUUCCUAUCAAUACUUGUAUGUUGUUCAAAGAAUCUCACACCAACAUGUAUUCAAAACACUCAUAAUUUACAGUUGUUUAUUUUUUGUGAAGAGAUGAAGAUGGUCCAUGAUGAUUACAAGUGAUUUAUUUUCUGAAUGCUGUACUGAAAACUUAUUUUUUCAUCAUGACAUUGGACAUUUGUCCGUGUUAGUGGAUGAAUUUGAGCUCUGAGAGUGUCCGUCUGUGAUUUUCAUAAUUAGAUGACUAUAUACUGUAUUAUCAUUUUGAUGUGACUUCAUAUUCGACUCCUAUGGCCUUAGCAACACAUAAUAGUGGUAUUUCAACUUGUGCUCACUAAUACAAUAGCAUCUUUAUAUCAAGACUUAAUAUGCAUGGCAACAAACCUAUUAGCGAGGAAGUGUACCGAGCACAAUGUGAAGAUGAUACAUAUCAGUGCUCCUCUAGAAAAAUAUGAAGCAUGCUGAAGUGUCUAUGUUGUGAACUGGAAAUGUUCUUAUUGUGACUGUAAAUGCAAGUUUCUGCUGUGGGGAAUGCUCCUCACUGUUAAAUGUAAGGAUUAAAGCAGGGCAUUUCUCAGAAAGAUGUACAAAGGAAGCUUAUAUUCCCAAAGUCACAGCAUACAGUCUCCAUCAUCAACUGCAACACUCGACCUGAUGUUUUGUGUUUCUGAUUUAAGCUACUUUAUGUUUGAUUUGACUCCGUUCUGAUGUAGAUCAGCAGCAAUAGAAAGCAGUCAUCACAGGGUAGCACUGAAGUAACCAAGAGCAACGUGACUUUGUGAGUUAUUUCUGCUCUUUAUGAAUUCUGCACAGUCCAGAGUGGCCUUAAAUUCAUUAAUAAACUGAUUAUUCAAAAGCAA